Heteronotia binoei (common prickly gecko) is the source of this 1924-nucleotide messenger RNA. RefSeq names its product zinc finger protein 703 (gene ZNF703). The coding region runs from base 16 to 1743 and encodes 575 amino acids. Lineage: Eukaryota; Metazoa; Chordata; Lepidosauria; Squamata; Gekkonidae. Gene Ontology annotation, cellular component: nucleus. The transcript has 2 exons. The record is from RefSeq and is a predicted model, not a curated record. Gene Ontology annotation, biological process: negative regulation of DNA-templated transcription.
GGCUCGCUCCCCCAAAUGAGCGGUUCGCCCGCUGGAUCUAACGCAAGGACAUCGGCCAGCAGCAGCGGAGGCAAGAGCGCGGCAGCGGCGGCACCCACCCCUCCCGCAGCCCAGUCCCCGGGAGCCGCGUACCCGGCCGGGCUCUCGCACCUGCCCCCGGACGACCCCCUGCGCCAGGCGAACCGGCUUCCCAUCAGGGUCCUGAAGAUGCUGAGCGCCCACAGCGGACACCUCCUGCACCCGGAAUACCUGCAGCCCCUCUCGUCCACGCCCGUCAGCCCCAUCGAGCUGGAUGCCAAGAAGAGCCCACUGGCGCUCCUGGCGCAGACCUGCUCGCAGAUCGGCAAGCCUGACCCGCCACCCGCCUCCAAGCUGAACUCGGGCGCUUCCGCCGGCCUCCCCGGCUCGGACAAGGAAUCGGGCAGCCGCGCCGCCUCCGGGGCCCUCAAGCAGCUGGGGGAGCCUGCCGGCGAGGACAAGUCCAGCUUCAAGCCCUAUUCCAAAGGCGGCAGCGGCGAUCCACGCAAAGAGGGCGGCGGCGGCGGCCCGCCAGGGCAGGCCGGCCCGGGCUCCGAAAAGACCGGCUUCCGAGUGCCCAGCGCCGCCUGCCCGCCUUUCCCUCCGCACGGCGCCGCCGCUCCCGCCUCGUCCUCCUCCAGCGCCUCCUCCCCGGGCGGCUCGCGGGGCAGCUCCCCGCACCAUUCGGAGGGCAAAGGAGGAGGAGGGCCCGAGGAGAAGAAGGAGCUCGAGGGAGACGCCAAGGCCAGCCCGGAGGGCAACGUGGGGAGCCGGGCGGGCAGCGGCGCGGGAAGCGCCGAGCCGGGAGCGCACAGCGAGGCCUCUUCCGGGCGCAAGUCGGAGCCGCCCGCCCUGGCGGCCUCGGGCCACGUGGCCCCGGUGUCGCCUUACAAGCCGGGCCACUCGGUCUUUCCCCUGCCUCCGUCCAGCAUCGGCUACCACGGAUCCAUCGUCGGGGCCUAUGCAGGCUACCCUUCCCAGUUCGUGCCCAGCCUGGAUCCUACCAAGGCUGGCCUGGUGAGCAGCCAGUUGCCUGGGGCCCUGGGGUUGCCCGGGAAGCCCCCCAGCUCCAGCCCGCUGACUGGGGCCUCGCCUCCUUCCUUCAUGCAAGGAUUAUGCCGCGACCCCUAUUGCCUGAGCUACCACAGCGCCUCCCACUUAGGCACCAGCAACUGUUCCAGCUGCGUCCAUGACCCCGGCAGCCUGAAAAGUGGAUACCCCUUGGUGUACCCCACCCACCCGCUCCAUACCACCCUCUCCAGUGCCACGCCCAGCCUGCCGGGCCACCCCCUCUACACCUACGGCUUCAUGCUCCAGAACGACGCCCUGCCCCACAUAUGCAACUGGGUGUCGGCCAGCGGACCCUGCGACAAGAGGUUUGCCACCUCGGAGGAACUCCUGGCCCAUUUACGGACCCACACCACUCUGCCCGGGGCGGAAAAACUCCUGGCUGGCUACCCUGCCUCGGGGCUGAGUUCUGCCGCAUCCUGCCACCUCCAUCUCCCGCCCACGGCCCCCGGAAGCCCCAGCUCCUUGCCGGGAUCCCUGUCUUUGAGAAGUCCACACACUUUGGGACUAAACAGAUACCAUCCCUACGGCAAGAGCCAUUUGCCCACAGCCGGGGCAUUGCCCGUGCCCUCCUUGCCAGCGGCUGGACCCUACUAUUCUCCGUAUGCCCUGUAUGGCCAAAGACUAACUUCAGCCUCUGCACUUGGAUAUCAGUAACUAAAGCGCAUCUCCCCUGCCCCCGUCUCGUGACUUCUCUUGCCCCUUGCCCUGGACUGUGUAUUUAUUGACUGUAUGUUAGCUUAAAGCUGGGAAUAUAAGUGCAUUAAUACACCAAUGAAUCAAUGGUAUGCAAAAAGUCUGUGCCCCCCCCUCACAAAAAAAGAAUCCCUUUACUUUU